UUCAAGUCAUUCCAUUUUCUCAGGACUUUCGUCAUGUUUACGUCGGUGUAAACAGUUUAACGCACGCUAAUGUCCACCAUGGUACAUCAUUUGACAUUUUAAUGGCCGUCCGAAGCAUUUAUUGAAGUUAUCCUGGACAUUAAUGAAACAAUAGCGUCAUUUAGAGACACAAAUUAAAAGCCUGACGUUACAGCGACGCCAGUCAAUUUUCCGAGCGUCCUUUAUUGACCCUUAGGAGACAAGUGGAUAAUAGGUAAAUACUGACGGCGGUAAACAGGCGGAGCAGGUGCGUGCGGAGCUUCUUAAUGUCUCCGACGUCGCUCCGUCAGCCUCUAUGUAUGGCUGAGUGUCGCCACGGCUUGCCGUGCUUGCAAAGGCGUUAGCCUGGCUGAGGCGAUGCGUGGGUCAGCUGGUGGCUCUUGGAGGUGAACAGUUGGUUUAGUAACCCGGGUUAACUCGGUACCCUCCGCUGCCACGCCUCCACGGAGACAGCGGCCGACCUUGAGGACUCCGUCAUGGACCUGACGCGACUGGCUGUGGAUGCUGGCCAGUUCAUUAACCGAGCUGUUCAGUACACCGGAGAGAGUCUCGGCCAGGGGGAUAAGACCGAGCUGGACCCCGGGCUGGAGGAACUCCUGGCUCAGGCGGACGCCACCAAGACCUGGACGGACUCGAUCAUUUCUCAAACCGAGGUGCUACUGCAACCUAGUCUAGGAGCUCGAUUAGAGGACCGCCUGUACGAGCAUCUGGAGUGGAGCGCCCCGCCUCGACCCCGCGCUCAUGAGUUACUGGGGGAUCAAAUGACCCAGGCUGGGCUGGAGAUCGGAUCGAACACACCCUACGGAACGGCUCUGAUAAGGUGCGGCGAGGCCCAGAAGCAGCUGGGAGAAGCCGAGAGGAAGUUUGCAGAGUGCACAAACAUUCACUUUCUCACCCCGCUGAAGAGUUUCACAGAGGGUGAAUACAGAGCCAUCCAGAAUGAGCGUAAGAUGUUGGUGAACAAGCGUUUGGACUUGGAUAUAGCCAAGACCAGGCUGAGGAAAGCCCAUGAAGCAGACAGAGAGGCCAGGGACCUGAAUGCGAACCCGUUAGAUGAUGACUACCUGUCUCAUGUCUCCUACAUGUUCAGCUUCCUGCGUGUCAAAUGGCUUAAGAUAUGGGCUCAGGAAAUCUCUCAGGCGGAGAUGGAGCUGAGGAUCUGCCAGAGUCUUUUCGAUCGGCAGUCAGAAGUCACAAGACAGGCUCUUGAAGGAAUCAGCGACACUCACAUCAACCACAUGCGGAGCCUUACGGACUUUGUGGAUGGUCAGGCGUCAUUUUUCGCCCAGGGCAACCAACACGCUCAGGAACUGCAAAGACAGAUGUCCAGGAUUCCAGCUGUCUUUUGCUCUAAUAACUGGCAGUCAGCAGUUAAUAACGAGCCACUAAUCAGCAGCCAUGUCGCCGAUGAGCCCGUCGGGUUGGAUCAGGUCGCUGUGGUUCCCAAAGUAGCUGGCCAGCUGCCAGACUUUGACCAGGACUCGUGGACUCUUGCUAUCAAUCCUAAAACUGAAACAGAUCUCUCUUCAUCUGAUCACACAAACAACAACAACAACAACAACAGCGCCAUCAGUACUCCCGGUCAACCAAGCGGUCACCAACCAGCUGUUAAAAAUCAAUUAUUUACAGACCAAACAUUUGACCUAGUAUUUACAUCCAGCCAGUCAGAUGAGCUUCCUUCACCCAGCAGGACAAAUCAGGGAACAAACAGUUUGCCUUCUGCUGUGAGAGACUCUACCUGGACUUUCAAUGCAACUUUUACCAACGGUGCCGCUAGUUUCACAACAGCAGUCGCCUCGCCUCCUCCUCAAGGAAGUACAAUCCAAAAUGAGACUCAGACGGGAGACCAAGUAGCUACCGACGUCACAGCAUCCACUGAUGUGGUUCCUGAUUCCCAAAUAGCCAAUGAAACUCAUGAGCAGCCAGCCGCCAAUGGAAAAGAUGUCUCGUUGGGGUUGUGACCAUUUAGAGCACUUCACAGUUGGUACUCACAAUAUCUGGAGCUACUGUUCUAUGUAGAGGACUCAAACAUUAGUUGUGCCAAGCUGGGUUAAUUAUCCUUAUGGAAUUGUAAAAGUGCUGGUUUUAGAGGGCUCAUGUCAUCAUUUGUACAACUUUUUUUCUUCUCAGUUGUGUUUUGGAUAGUUGUAUUCAUUUCAGCGUCAAAGACAACGAGCACAAAGCAGCUGGAUUUUCCAGAGGGUGAUGAUGUUGCAGAGGGAACACAUAAUUGACACAUGCGCCACCCAAGAAGAUCAGAGUGACACCAAAGUCUUCAGCCAGAAUGCCAGUUCAUAAAGCAAAGAUUUAUAUCUGGAGUUGUCCAGUGAGGAGAUGGUAGUCAGCAGAAAUACUGUCGGAGAGUAUUAGCUUGAAGACCUAACUGACUGGCUCCUUACUCCAAGAUUUAAAAGUGCUCUGCAGCAAGCAUAUACAUUUCUGCUCCAGCUUUGACCAACAUUGUCACUAUGAUCCAAAUGGGUGUCUGCAAUUACAAAUUUCACGACUGUGUCGACAGCUAUAAAGUGGUUGCGUAAAAAAUUAGAGGUAAUAAAUGAAAUUAGCUGAGGAUCUCAGUUUUCUACACAUAAUUAGCCUCUGUUUUAAAGGGGGGCUUCCCAUCUGUAAUAGAACUAAAAUUAUGUUAGUCUGCCGGCAGCUCGUCACAACAUGGGUGGUCAUAAAAAAGUCACUUUAAUCCAAUACCACAAAUGGUGGCUGAAGGGGAUGUUAAAAAUUCUCAUACAGAAUCUGUCAUUCAUUUGGCUCAGACACUGAGAAAAGUUGCUGCGCCAAAUAAUUUUUGUGGAGAACAUAGAGGGAAUUUAAUAAGAUUGGAGACAUCAGCGAACAUUUCAUACUUUCCUCAGUGGUAACAUCUGAGGUAAAACAACUCUUUACCAGAGAUAGUAAAACCUUAAAACCUUACACCGGUCCAGAUUUAUUAUGCAAUUAUAAGUGUAUAACCAUUUCAGACACGUGUGAUUUCAUAGGCUUUUGUUGUAUCCAAAAAUAUAAGUUUUUAAUUAUCCAUUUUGGCGAGCAAUAGAAAAACUGAUGAUCACUUUCAUAUAUUUAACAAUGUUAAGAUUUUGAGCUUUUCUUGCUCUGAGUUGACGAUGCUAUUUGCCCUUUAGCCUUGACUUAGUGCCAGAAUAAAUGAAUUUAAAUGUAGCCAUAUAUAAUAGAUGUUUCAUAUUUAAGAGACAAAAAAACUGGGUUGUCUGUUAUAGAUGUUCAGUGUAAAAUGGAAACUAAGUCUGUAUUUUCACAAUCACCAAACGUAUCAAGUGUUGUGCCAAUUGUACAUGUGUGUAAAUGUCGUUGUAGAGAUUGUAUCACUUUAUGUCUCUUCUUUACUCGUGUUUCUCUGAGUUGAGAUAGAAAGGCUCGCUUGUGUUCAUGUGUUGUAGAGCCCAAGAGGUGAAAACACUCCACCCUCAAGUGAAUCUUUAUGUUUCUUUACACGCAAAGAAACAUAUAUGUUGCCCAGUCAUUUCUUUUCACCAGUUUAAUUUUCUUAAAGCCUCUUUUAUUGUGAAAUGGAUAAAAGUUUCCAUAUCCA
This is a messenger RNA of Gambusia affinis (western mosquitofish), 3604 nucleotides long. RefSeq names its product endophilin-B1-like. Bases 516 to 2000 code for a protein of 494 amino acids. Lineage: Eukaryota; Metazoa; Chordata; Actinopteri; Cyprinodontiformes; Poeciliidae. The transcript has 11 exons. Gene Ontology annotation, cellular component: cytoplasm. Gene Ontology annotation, molecular function: protein binding. The record is from RefSeq and is a predicted model, not a curated record.